This is a messenger RNA of Auanema sp. JU1783, 567 nucleotides long. The record is from the annotation of a GenBank genome assembly. NCBI's taxonomy places the organism in Eukaryota, Metazoa, Nematoda, Chromadorea, Rhabditida, Rhabditidae.
AUGGCUAAUAAUCAAAAUCCUUUUUUCACUCAGCUAAAAGAUUGUGGAGAUUAUUUUAUUGAGGAAGAUGAGGAAACAAAGCGCCUCUGGAAAGAGUUUCAGUCUUGUGCUCGAUCGGUAACUAAAUUAUAUACGGACGCCUCUUGGAAAUCUUUACAAACGGCCGCCGCUGACACUACUCAGCUGUAUAAGACUUCACUUGAAAUACGUAGAACUAGCCAUACAAACGGAUUUAGGGAUGGCCGUACGGCUUUAGCUAAGGAAUUAUUAUCUGCAUUGUCCUGCAGGAACUCUAUCGAUAUUCACACCCUAAUGGAAUUUUUACGAAGGAGUAUUGAUGGUAAUCAUGAAAGUCAACGACGUUUUCACGACCGGCAUGAUUUUGAUGAGCCUGAUGCAGGACAUGGUCUAGCUUUAUUCGAAGAGGUAUUAACUCCGAAUCUUGCCACAAAUGCCCGAGAAGAUGAAUUAGAUACUUUUUUGGCGCAGCAAGUACAACGCCAUCAGCGCAAACGACAGCGGGAUACCUCACCGACGUCGAUAAUCAAAAAGUUCAAAAAACAGUGA